Molecule: messenger RNA, 4998 nt
Organism: Chanos chanos (milkfish)
Lineage: Eukaryota; Metazoa; Chordata; Actinopteri; Gonorynchiformes; Chanidae
Gene: thsd7aa
Product: thrombospondin, type I, domain containing 7Aa
Exons: 27
Coding region: 1-4998 (1665 amino acids)
Biological process (GO): actin cytoskeleton organization
Cellular component (GO): plasma membrane
Source: RefSeq, a predicted model, not a curated record
AUGGGGCUGGCCGGCAGGGCUGCGGGGAGAGGGGGCACUCCGAACGGGGUGCUCUCCUCCCUACUGAGGGUUGUCUUGCUCUUUUUGGGACUCUUGGAUGUCCAGGCGCAAACCGUCGCGAACAACAACAACAACAAACCUGUUUACAUCUGGCAAACAGGGCCGUGGGGCAGGUGUAUGGGUAGCGAGUGUGGUCCAGGGGGAAGCCAGAGCCGGGCAGUGUGGUGUGCCCAUUCAGAGGGUUGGACCACGCUACACACCAACUGCCUGCAAGCGGAGCGCCCCAACAACCAGCAGAGUUGCUUCCGUGUUUGCGACUGGCACAAGGAGCUGUAUGACUGGCAGCUGGGCGCUUGGAACCAAUGCGUGCCCGUCUCGCUGCGCAGUCCCGGUGUGCCACGGCCGGCCGUGUGCACGCGUGGCGAGGAGGGCAUCCAAACCAGAGAGGUAGGCUGCGUGCAAAAGGCUGAUGGGGCGCCCGCUGAGGAUGCCAUCUGCGAAUAUUUUGAGCCCAAGCCUCGACUGGAGCAGGCCUGUCUCAUUCCUUGCCCUCGUGACUGUGUGGUGUCUGAAUACUCCGCCUGGACCUCCUGCUCCAAGACUUGUGGACUGGGCCUACAGAACCGCGUUCGCACCGUGCUGGCACCGCCGCUGUUUGGCGGCUCAGCGUGCCCGAACCUCACCGAGUUCCGGACCUGCCAGCCGGGCCCCUGCGAGGGAGAGGAGAGUCUCUACAGCCUGAGGGUUGGCCCUUGGGGACCCUGUUCUUUACCACCUACCCGCCUGGCGAGACAAGCCCGCCAAGCCCGCCAACCCAAACGUCGAAAGAACAAGGAAAAUAAGGAGAACAAGGAGCGAGUUCGUGAGAGGGUUCGGGAGAGGGGACGAGUGAAGGACCCGGAGACCCGGGAGCUCAUCAAGAAGAAACGGACUCGGAACCGACAGAACCGACAAGGGGCAAAGUUCUGGGACUUGCAGGUGGGCUACCAGACUCGUGAAGUGACGUGUGUGCACAGGAGCGGAAGCACCGCAGCACUCAGCUUGUGUAGUCAAGAGACUCUCCCAGUGACAUUCCAGGCUUGUGUCAUGACUAAGGAUUGUGAAGUGUCUGGUUGGUCUGAUUGGUCAGCCUGCUCGAAGGAUUGCUAUGACUUAAACGGACCCAAGGGAGAGCGAAAACGAACCCGUCAGGUGAAGCAGUUUCCCGUGGGUGGGGGCAUGGAGUGUCCGGAACUGGAGGAAACAGAACCUUGCUCUCCUCAGGGAGAAGGGAUUCCACCAUGUGUGGCAUAUAGCUGGAGAACUACAGAAUGGAGCGAAUGCAGGGUGGAUGUGCUCCUGAGCCAGCAGGACCGUCGCCGGGGCAACCAGACAGGGCUGUGUGGGGGUGGCAUCCAGAGCAGGGAGGUGUACUGUGUUCAAAACCCCAACGAUCCACCCUCCAACCUCAGCUCACUGAAGAGCAAAGAAGCUUCCCGUCCCGUGGACAGUGACCUGUGUUUGGGAGUGCCCCCUAACACCACUCAGCUUUGCCACAUACCCUGUCCAGUGGAGUGUGAGGUGUCCUCCUGGAGCGCCUGGGGCCCCUGCACCUUUGAGAACUGUCAGGACCAAGCAUCCAAGAAAGGUUUUAAACUGAGGAAGAGGAGGAUUGUGAAUGACCCCACUGGAGGGACAGGAAAUUGCCCCCACCUGACAGAAGCUAUACCGUGUGAAGACCCGAGCUGCUACGAUUGGCUGCUGCUGAAGCUGGAGGAGUGUGUCCCAGACAACGACAGACAGUGCGGCCCUGGAACCCAGAUCCCGCAAGUGCAGUGUGUUAACAGUGACGGUGAAUAUGUAGACAGGCAGUUCUGUCGGGACGCCAUCCUACCCAUGCCUGUUCUGUGUGAGGUCCCCUGUCCAAAGGACUGUGUACUAAGCCCCUGGACCCCCUGGUCCCUGUGCUCUCAUACCUGCUCAGGGAAGAACACUGAGGGCAAGCAGACCAGAGCACGCUCCAUCCUAGCUUAUAAUGCUGGGGAAGGUGGACUCCAGUGUCCCAACAGCAGUGCUUUGCAGGAGGUUCGCAGCUGCAAUGACCAUCCGUGCACCGUCUACCACUGGCAGACAGGUCCCUGGGGCCAGUGCAUCGAGGACACCUCCAUCCCCACGGCCAACGGUUCACUGAGCCGCGCAGGGGCAGGCGUUGCAGGCUCCGAGGCGUCCUGCUCCGUCGGCAUGCAGACGCGGAAAGUUAUCUGUGUCAGAGUCAACGUUGGCCAGGUGCCACCCAAGAAGUGUCCAGAGAGUCUGCGUCCGGAGACAGUGCGGCCGUGUCUGCUGCCCUGUAAGAGAGACUGCAUCGUCACCCCUUACAGUGACUGGACUCCAUGCCCCACUGUUUGCCCUACAGGGGGAGGGGCAAAGAAGAAGCAGUCCAGGAAACGGAUCAUCAUUCAGCUGCCUGCCAACGGGGGCCAGGACUGUCCAGAGGUGCUCUUCCAGGAGAGGGACUGUGAGGCCCCUUCUUCCUGCCCAGGCUACAGAUGGAAGACACACAAGUGGCGGCGGUGCCAACUGGUUCCCUGGUCCAUUCGGCAGGACAGUCCUGGAGCCCAGGAGACCUGUGGACCUGGACUGCAGGCUCGAGCUGUGUCAUGCCGUAAACAGGAUGGUGGGCAGGCGGACAUGAGCUUAUGUUUAAAGUUUGCCGGGCCCAUGCCCUCUCUCACCCAGGCCUGCCAGCUCCCAUGCAAGGAUGACUGCCAGCUGACGAGCUGGUCCAAGUUCUCAUCUUGUGCAGCUGACUGUGUGGGCGUUCGAACCAGAAAAAGGGCACUUGUGGGCAAAAGCAAAAAGCAGGACCAGUGUAAGAACACUCAGCUUUACCCACUGAGUGAGACACAAUACUGCCCCUGCAACAAAUACAACGCCCAGCCUGUGGGAGACUGGUCUGACUGCAUCCUACCCGACGGAGGGCGAGUGGAGGGUAUUCUGGGCAUGAAGGUGCAGGGUGACAUAAAGGAAUGUGGGCAAGGUUACCGUUACCAGGCCAUGGUGUGCUACGAUCAGGACAACCGUAUAGUGGAGACCUCACGCUGCAACAGCCAUGGUUACAUUGAGGAGGCCUGCAUCAUCCCAUGCCCGUCUGACUGCAAGUUAAGUGAGUGGUCAAACUGGUCACGCUGCAGCAAAUCCUGUGGCAGCGGAGUGAAAGUUCGCUCAAAGUGGCUCAGAGAAAAACCGUACAACGGAGGACGUCCCUGCCCGAAACUUGACCACGUCAAUCAGGUAUAUGAGGUGGUCCCAUGCAUGAGUGACUGUGGUCAGUACGUCUGGGUGGCAGAACCUUGGAGUGUAUGGAAGGUCAGCAACGUGGACUUAAAAGAGAACUGUGGGGAAGGCGUCCAGACCCGAAAAGUCAGAUGUAUGCAGAACACAACUGAUGGACCGUCAGACCCAGUUGAGGACUACCUGUGCGACCCGGAGGAAAUGCCACUGGGAGCCAGAGAGAACAGGCUGCCUUGUCCAGAAGACUGUGUUCUUUCCGAUUGGGGAUCCUGGAGCCGAUGCCCACUGCCAUGCAAUGGGAACAGCACACGAGAAAGGGCAGCCAGCCCCAUUCGCCAGCCAGGAGAGGGGAAAGGAUGUCCAUCGACCAGACAGAAAGAGCCCUGUAGCUUGAACAACAACUGCUUUCACUACUCCUAUAACAUCACAGACUGGAGCACAUGCCAACUGAGUGAACGAGCUGUGUGCGGGAGUGGCAUCAAAACCCGUAUGCUGGACUGCGUUCGCAGCGACGGCAAAUCUGUGGACCUCAGGUUCUGUGAGGAGCUUGGCCUGGAGAAGAAGUGGCAGAUGAACGCCUCCUGUGUGGUCGAGUGCCCCAUAAACUGCCAGAUGUCGGAGUGGUCAGCCUGGUCCGAGUGCACUCACACCUGCGGCCUGGCAGGGAAGCUGGUGCGUACGAGGACAGUGAUCCAGGCGUCCCAAGGAGAUGGUCGCCCCUGUCCCUCUGGGAUGGAGCAGUGGAAGCCUUGUCCUGUGAAACCCUGCUACAGCUGGAGAUACGGUGCCUGGUCUGAGUGCAAGGCAGGGGGGGCGAGGUGCGGAGAGGGUCUGCGUUUCCGGAAUGUUUCCUGCUUUGUGUCCAACGGCUCAGGCAAGGCUGAGGGAAGCCUGGUGGAUGAGGAGUUUUGUGCCGACCUGGAGCAGACGGUGGAUGGAGACAAACAGAUCAUUCUAGAAGAGUCCUGCACUGUACCCUGCCCAGGUGAGUGUUUCCUGAUGGACUGGACCGCCUGGAGUCCGUGUCAGCUGAGCUGCGUAGGAGGUGAUGACCUGGGCUUCGGUUCCGUGCAGGUCCGUUCACGUGCCGUUUUCGCUCAGGAGGCUGAGAACCUGCUGCAGUGUCCAGAGCAGGAGUGGGAGGCGCGACCAUGCACGGAGGGACAGUGUUAUGAGUAUAAGUGGAUGACUGGUGCGUGGAAAGGCUCAUCACGCCAGGUUUGGUGCCAGCGUUCAGAUGGAUUAAACGUCACAGGUGGAUGCCCGACAACGAGCGAGCCCGUGUCAGACAGAUCAUGUGACCCAGCCUGCGACAAACCCCGUUCAUACUGCACUGAGGCUGGUAUAUGUGGGUGCGAGGAGGGCUACACAGAGGUGAUGACUUCAGAUGGACUACUUGAUCAGUGCACGGUCAUCCCGGUCCUUGAGAUCCCCACGGCAGGCGACAGCAAGGCCGACGUGAAGACCAUCCGGGCUAUCAAUCCCACUCAGCCGACCGAAAACCUACCGGGCCGCUCCGGACGCACCUGGUUCUUGCAGCCCUUUGGGCCAGAUGGCAAGCUGAAGACUUGGGUGUAUGGUGUGGCAGCAGGAGCUUUUGUACUCCUCGUGUUUAUCAUCUCGAUGACUUACUUAGCCUGCAAAAAGCCAAAGAAGCCCCAGAGGAGACAGAAUAACAGACUGAAACCUUUGACCCUGGCCUACGACGGUGAUGCUGACAUGUAG